AUGAGGUAUCUUGCAUUUCCACCUCCAAAAAUGUCAGACCUUGAGGCUCCUCUACGCCCCAAGAGGAAGAAAAUCUGGGUGGAUUACUUUGUCCAAUUCCGAUGGAUUAUUGUCAUCUUUGUUGUCCUUCCUAUCUCCUUCACGCUGUAUUUCCUCACUUAUCUUGGGGAUGUCAGAUCUGAUUGGAAGUCCUACAAGCAGCGUCAGAAGGAACACGAUGACAAUGUUAAGAAAGUUGUGAAACGUCUCAGGCAGAGGAACCCAUCGAAGGAUGGUCUUGUCUGUACAGCCCGGAAACCCUGGAUUGCUGUUGGAAUGCGCAAUGUGGACUAUAAGCGUGCUCGGCAUUUUGAGGUUGAUCUUUCUGCCUUCCGUAACAUCCUCGAAAUUGACAAAGAGAGAAUGAUUGCCAGAGUUGAGCCUCUGGUCAAUAUGGGGCAGAUCACUAGAGUAACUGUCCCUAUGAAUCUUGCCCUUGCAGUUGUUGCCGAACUAGAUGAUCUGACUGUUGGUGGCCUCAUUAAUGGCUAUGGGAUUGAAGGAAGCUCCCAUCUCUAUGGUCUAUUCUCUGACACUGUUGUGGCUUAUGAGAUUGUUCUGGCAGAUGGGCGGGUAGUUAGAGCUACCAAGGACAACGAGUAUUCUGAUCUUUUCUAUGCUAUCCCAUGGUCUCAGGGGACUCUGGGCCUUCUUGUCUCAGCUGAGAUCAAGCUUAUACCUGUUAAGGAAUAUAUGAGGCUUACGUAUAAACCUGUGAAAGGUUCUCUGAAAGAUCUUGCUCAGGGAUAUAUUGAUUCUUUUGCACCCAGAGAUGGAGAUCAGGAUAAUCCCGACAAGGUUCCAGACUUUGUAGAAACCAUGAUUUAUUCUCCUCAUGAAGCUGUUUGCAUGACAGGCAGGUACGCCUCAAAAGAAGAGGCCAAGAAGAAGGGGAAUAAGAUAAACAGUGUUGGUUGGUGGUUCAAACCCUGGUUUUACCAGCAUGCAGAGACAGCACUGAAGAAAGGAGAGUUUGUGGAGUACAUUCCAACUAGGGACUAUUACCACAGGCACACUAGGUGUUUAUAUUGGGAAGGGAAGCUCAUCCUUCCAUUUGCGGAUCAAUGGUGGUUUAGGUUUCUCUUGGGAUGGUUGAUGCCACCCAAGGUUUCUCUGCUUAAAGCUACUCAAGGUGAAGCCAUCAGAAACUAUUACCAUGAGAUGCAUGUUAUUCAGGAUAUGCUUGUUCCUCUUUACAAGGUUGGAGAUGCGCUGGAGUGGGUCCACCAUGAGAUGGAGGUAUAUCCAAUCUGGCUGUGUCCCCACCGACUAUACAAGCUCCCCUGCAAGACGAUGGUUUAUCCUGAACCAGGAUUUGAGCUGCACCGCAGGCAGGGUGACACAAAUUAUGCUCAGAUGUUCACGGAUAUUGGAGUCUACUAUGCACCUGGGCCUGUCUUGAGGGGUGAGGUAUUUGAUGGAGCAGAGGCAGUGCGUAAUUUGGAGAACUGGUUGAUUGAAAACCAUGGUUUCCAGCCGCAGUAUGCUGUGUCUGAACUGACAGAGAAGAACUUCUGGAGAAUGUUUGAUGCUGAGCUCUAUGAGGAAUGCAGGAGAAAGUACAGAGCUGUGGGGAACUUUAUGAGUGUGUACUAUAAGUCUAAGAAAGGGAGGAAGACUGAGAAAGAGGUGCAGGAAGCUGAGCAAGCCAUCCUUGAGACUGCCUAUGCUGAAGUUGACCAGCCCAUGGAUUGA
This is a messenger RNA of Ilex paraguariensis (yerba mate), 1734 nucleotides long. Lineage: Eukaryota; Viridiplantae; Streptophyta; Magnoliopsida; Aquifoliales; Aquifoliaceae. The record is from the annotation of a GenBank genome assembly.